AGCAAGAUUUAAAAGAUAUAUUAUGGAACAAGCCAGAAGCACUUGAGAAACUUGACAAUUAUGCUAAUAAUCCUCAAGUAAAUGUUUUAUAUGUUGCAAAGAAAAAUGAUGAUAAUAAAUCAUAUUCUUAUGCAUUAUUACAAGAAAUAACACAUCAUCCUGAUCAUGUUGCAUUAAUUGCAAUCAUAAAACAUGUAUCAACUUUGAGAUUGGUUGAUAAGAAAUUAAACAUGUUAACUUUGGAUAUCCUGAAAAAUAAUGCAGCAUUUUAUUGUAUUGGAAAGUCAUUCAUUUUAAACCUUGGUUUAAAAGAGAUUAUUAACAAAG
Entrophospora candida is the source of this 327-nucleotide messenger RNA. The record is from the annotation of a GenBank genome assembly. Lineage: Eukaryota; Fungi; Glomeromycota; Glomeromycetes; Entrophosporales; Entrophosporaceae.